This is a messenger RNA of Brassica oleracea var. oleracea, 3274 nucleotides long. RefSeq names its product receptor-like protein 12. Bases 131 to 2947 code for a protein of 938 amino acids. The transcript has 2 exons. Lineage: Eukaryota; Viridiplantae; Streptophyta; Magnoliopsida; Brassicales; Brassicaceae. The record is from RefSeq and is a predicted model, not a curated record. Gene Ontology annotation, molecular function: protein binding.
UUUGCGUUCACCGUGAAGAACACUUCGUAGAAAAGACUAUAUCAUUAGUUUAGUAUAUAAAUACAUGGCCAUGAAACCAUGUUACUUACCAUACAAUUUAAAAAAAAAAUCAAAUCAGUGCUAAAGAAGGAUGAAAGGCUCUUGGAACGCAUCAAAUAUCAUUCAUAGUAGUUUCUCUUGUCUCUUCUUAUUUCUUUUCAAUUUUAGAGAUGUGUGUGCUGCUCCUACAAGAUACUCGUGUCGUUCUGAACAGAGGGAUGCAUUGCUCGAGUUUAAGAACGAGUUUGAGAUUGGGGAGCUUUCUUUUUAUUGUAUAAGUGGUUAUCCAAAGACAGAGUCAUGGGCAAAUAGCAGCGACUGCUGUAGGUGGGAGGGUAUCACGUGCGAUGUCAAGUCUGGGGAAGUGGUCGAGCUAGACCUUAGUUGUAGCGGCCUCCAUGGCCGGUUCCGUUCCAAUAGCAGCCUUUUCAGGCUUCAAAACCUCCAUUUUCUAGACCUUUCACUCAAUGAUCUUAGUGGUCAUAUCCCAUCUUCAGUUGGAAAUCUUUCUCAUCUCACCACUCUCCACCUUUCUGAUAACCAUUUCUCUGGUCAGAUUCUUUCUUAUGUUGCAAUCUUUUCUCUUCUCAAUUCUCUUGAUCUUUCCUACAACCAGUUUUUAGGUGAAAUCCCACCUUCGAUUGGUAACCUUUCUAAGCUCACCACACUCGACCUUUCAUAUAACCAAUUUUCAGGUUAUAUUCCAUUUUCAAUUGGAAACCUUUCUCAACUUAUCUCCCUUGGACUUUCACAAAAUACUUUUAGUGGUCAGAUUCCGUCUUCCAUUGGAAACCUUUCUCAGCUCACUUAUCUCCACUUCUUUACUAACAACUUCAUGGGUGAAAUCCCAUCUUCUUUUGGCAAUCUAAACCGCCUGAUCCGCUUAAGCAUGUUCUCUAAUAAGCUAUAUGGAAACUUUCCCAGUGCAUUACUAAAAAUGACAAGGCUGUCAACUUUAAUACUCUCCUCAAAUAAGUUCACAGGCACACUUCCUCCUAACAUCACUUCACUAUCCAACUUGGCCUUCUUUGACGCAAGUGAUAACGCUCUCAGUGGAACUCUCCCAUCUUCUCUCUUCACCAUUCCUUCUUUGACUUCUAUUGACUUGAGUGAUAACCAACUUGAAGGCACGCUUGAGUUUGGGAAUACGUCUUCACCACCUAACUUACAAGCCUUACGUAUUGGCGGCAACAACUUCAUAGGGCCAAUCCCGAGUUCCAUUUCCAAAUUAACCAACCUUGAGGAACUUGACCUUUCCAGUUUCAACACCCAAGGACCAGUUGACUUUAGUAUCUUCUCACAUCUCAAGGCACUACAAACUCUUGGCCUAUCCCAUUUGAACACAACCGCAACGAUUGACUUGAAUGAUUUCUUAUCAUAUUUCAAGAGGCUCAGCUAUUUGGAUCUCUCAGGCAAUCAUGUUUCAGCCGCAAACAAAAGUUCAGUUCCUUGGCCAUCGCUAGUCUAUAUGGACUUGUCACAAUGCGGUAUUAAUGGUUUCUUCCCGGAGCUUCUGAAAACACAGAAGCGGUUGCGGAAUCUAGACAUUUCCAACAACAAAAUCAAAGGUCAAGUUCCUGGAUGGUUAUGGAUGCUACCAAACUUGGAGAACCUGGAACUUUCAAACAACACUUUCACCGGUUUCGAAAGACCACCAAAACAUGGACUAUCCUAUGUCUGGAAACCAUCUAUAAAGAACAUUCUUGGCUCCAACAACAACUUCACAGGCAAGGUUCCUUCUUUCAUAUGUGCGUUGCGUUCUCUAAAUAUUCUCGAUUUAUCUAAAAACAACUUAAAUGGUUCAAUCCCUCAUUGUUUGGGGAACUUCAAGAGCAGUCUUUCGGUUCUAAACGUUCGUCAUAAUCGUCUUAGUGGAGGUCUUCCAGAGAAUAUUCUUGGAAACCUAAGGUCGCUUGACGUUGGUCAUAACCAGCUGACGGGGAAGCUUCCUAGAUCUUCGAUCCGUAUGUCAUCUCCUCUGGAAGUUCUGAACGUGGAAAGCAACAGAAUCAACGACACGUUUCCUUUCUGGUUAAGUUCUUUACAAAGUCUCCAAGUUCUCGUCCUUGGAUCGAAUUCAUUCCAUGGACCAAUACAUCAUCAAGUCUCAUUCCCUAAGUUGCGGAUUAUUGACAUCUCGCGUAAUCACUUCAACGGAUCUUUGCCAACGAGCUACUUUGCGAAGUGGAGUGCUAUGUCAUCACUUGGGACAAACGAAGAAGAUCGGUCGAAAGUAAAUUACAUGGAUGUGAAGUACAUGGGAGACGAAGUAGAUUAUGGAUACUACCAUGAUUCGAUCGUUUUGAUGAAUAGAGGUUUAGAGAUGGAGCUAGUAAGUAUCCUAAAAAUCUACACAGCACUCGACUUUUCGGGAAACGAACUUGAAGGAGAGAUUCCGAGGUCCAUCGGUCUACUGAAAGAGAUCCACGUGCUCAACUUGUCAAACAAUGGUUUCACUGGCCACAUGCCUUCGUCUUUGGGAAACAUGACGGCUCUCGAGUCGUUGGAUGUUUCCCGAAACAAGCUUUCGGGAGAGAUUCCGCAAGAGCUUGGGAACCUCUCGUUCCUUGCGUACAUGAACUUCUCGCAUAACCAGCUUGUGGGUCUAGUACCAGAUGGCACUCAGUUCCGAAGGCAGAAUUGCACUUCGUUUGAGGAUAACAUGAGACUUUUUGGUCCUUCUCUUGACGAAGUUUGUGGAGAUAUUCGCACGCCAGCAUCGCAACAACAUCAUGAAUCAAAGGGAGAAGAAGAGGUGAUGAGUUGGAUAGCAGUUGCAAUAGGAUCAGUGCCUGGUAUUGUCUUCGGAUUGACGAUUGGAUACAUUCUCGCUUCAUACAAACCAGAGUGGUUCUUAAACCCUUUUGGCCGAAAAAGUUGUCGAAGAAGCAGAAGCACCACAACGUAGUAGAGACUGGAGAGGCUUUUAAGGUCAACAUGAAGAACCUUGACCGACAAGAUUCAACCACUCUCUGCACAAAACUCUGUCAAACUCGGAUUAGUUAAGGUUUCAGUUAUAGUAAGUUUCCAGUUUAGCUUGGUGUUUUUUUUUUUUCUCUUUUUCUCUGUUUUUUAAGCUAAGUUCUCUGUUUCUAUGUAAUAGAAAUACUCUGUUUUGUACCUCAAAAUUACCCGCUCAUUAGAUGGACAUGAAUCAAGAGAAGAAUAGUGGAAUUCAAUCAUAUAUGUACCAGAGAGUAAAAGAUAAACCAGUAAACGAUUAUGAUUUGAGCUU